UCUGGGUUCUGAAUCUGCCUAUCUAUAGCACCCUGCAUUCCAUCGUUAUACAAAGAUAAAGAACUGCUUGCGCGUUGCAGCAACUGGUAGAACAGAAUGACACUGUCAACAAUCAACGUUAAUUAUGGUCUGCAACCCAUCAAGGAGAGGAUUGAAUAGCCUGGAAGUUUUCAGUCCGUUACGGGACUGAGGCAUCAUUUGGUGGUCGGUGAUGUCUAGCCACGAUUAUGGCGGAGUGACGAUGACCUCUCGCCCAGGUUCAGGCCCGGUUUCAACUCCUGGACACCAAGUGUACUGUACCUGGCCCGAACCGGACCCAUCCGUCUUCCUUGCCCAGCCUGGAAGAACUGGGCCUGUGGUCAAGGUCGCCAAUGGCGGUCACACACCCAUGCACCGCCUGCAGCUCACUGCUUCACACUCCUGAAGUGUCAUGCCUUGAGUGGUUGACUGGAUGCCGUACCCCACUCGGUGGUGUUGUCUUGGACGUCUGGUGGGUUCCCCCUGGCAUUCUCGUUCCCCAGCUUGGGAAACUGUUGGAUAGCGCCGUGCAGGGCUGUUACUUGGGCUAGUUUUUCGAUGCCC
Molecule: messenger RNA, 582 nt
Organism: Canariomyces notabilis
Lineage: Eukaryota; Fungi; Ascomycota; Sordariomycetes; Sordariales; Chaetomiaceae
Exons: 2
Coding region: 212-424 (70 amino acids)
Source: RefSeq, a predicted model, not a curated record